Molecule: messenger RNA, 692 nt
Organism: Xenia sp. Carnegie-2017
Lineage: Eukaryota; Metazoa; Cnidaria; Anthozoa; Malacalcyonacea; Xeniidae
Product: anaphase-promoting complex subunit 15B-like
Exons: 4
Coding region: 92-469 (125 amino acids)
Biological process (GO): regulation of mitotic cell cycle spindle assembly checkpoint
Cellular component (GO): anaphase-promoting complex
Source: RefSeq, a predicted model, not a curated record
UGUAAAAAGCUCGAGAGACUGGGACUGGUAAAUGAUAAAAAAUGUCCUAUAAAAUAACCUUAGCAAAUCUGUGACAAGUUUUGCAAAAUUUAUGGCAUUUCAGCAUACACAAUUCUUUAAUCCGCUGCCUGAACUCUCUGAUCCUGACUGGUUCUCUUUAAAUGAAAGAGAAGAUGAUGAUUUGUUGCUUACAAAUGAAGAAAAUGAAUAUAAAUUAAUGAUGAAAGAGAUUGCUGAUAAAGGAUAUGAUCUUCUUUCUAUUGGAGAAACAAAAAAUGGAUCAGAGAUUGCUGGUGAUGAAGAUUUAGAAGAAGAUGAAGAGUCUGCAGAAGUUAUUGAUGAUGAAACUGAUGACUAUGAUGGUGUCAGUCCCGAUACUGGAGCAGUGAAUCUUAAUCAAGAGAUUGACAUGGAUGAAAGUGCAAACAUGAUUACAAAUGGUCAAGAUGCACCAAAUCCUUGGGUUUAAACAAAUAUAUUCCAAAUAAGAACUUGAAUUUUUGCCUUUAGAUGUUUAAUAAUUUAAUAAAGAUUUUUCUUAUGAUACAUUUUAUUGAAAAAUUACCUUUUUACAAAAGAUAUUAUGCAAACAUCAUUUUUUAAAUUAAAUCAUUAUUGUACCGAUUUGUAUCCAAAUAUCAAAUCAUUUGCAUAAGCCUUGAUAUCAUAUUAAAUACAUUGUUUUUAUUUGA